This is a messenger RNA of Amoebophrya sp. A120, 4035 nucleotides long. Lineage: Eukaryota; Dinophyceae; Syndiniales; Amoebophryaceae. The record is from the annotation of a GenBank genome assembly.
CACGAGAAGGGUGCUUCGAACUUUUACCGGACGUAUAAGAAGCAGAGUAAGGAGAACUCCAAUAACUGCAACGCGAACAAUUCUAUUGUUCGUGAAAACCACGACAACUGCGAAAACAACAGCAAUUAUAACAGCCGGAAAAACAGCGGAGCGAUCAUGAAUAAUUCCACGACGGACAAGUUAAGUGGGUCGAUGCUGGCUUUGCACUACCUUGACGCCAGUUUGGUGACGGAAGAGUGGCUUUGCGAACUGGGGUACGAUACGAGUAAUCAACGAGGGGAAAACGUCGACGCUGCAGAGGGGAGCUGUGGUGAAAACAGUCCUGGAUCCCUUGCGAAUGAUGCUCCACCACUCAAGGACAACAGCUUUGGGCAGAGCAAGCUGCUACACCAGGACUUGCACUCUGAAAAAGACCACCCGCUGCUUCCGCCCUUGAAAACCAUCAGCCAAGAGUCCUUGGCAGAUUACAUUCAGAGGCAAUGGAGUGGCAGCACCAGCUUAACGGCGAGGGAUAGUAGAACAAAUCCGCAGCUAGUAGAACUGCAGGUUCUGCAAGAUGAAGAAAACGAGGACGAAAUUGUCUAUCCUGCCAGAACGUCCUCGCGGGAAUUGCAGACGAAGAGCACCGAAGUUCUGACGCAGCAAAUAUGUAAGACAUCAGAACCAGAGCCAGUUCGUGGAACAGCAGGAAUAAACGACGACGAGAACAAUCCCAAUGGUGAAGAUCCGGCGCACAACAAUUUCUGCACCCUCAACACCGAUGACGAGUUGGAGUUGUCGGACGAAAUAAUCGAGAUGUCGGUUCCAGCCGAGAAGACUGGUUCUCGUGACAACAAGAAGUUAUUCCUCACGCGGGAUAAUAUUGAUUCGAACCUGCUUGAACUGAACAACAUCGACUUGUACAUUUUGGACGACGACGACGACGAGGACGAUUUCUCUGUGCAACACGCAAAGUCCGAUCCCCUGCCAGAGUAUAAUAGCCGUCGACGUGGAGCAGGUGGUAAAGUGAGUGUUCCAGCGAUGAAUCAUGAUCCCCGUCGUCCUGACCGCUCCUGCAUGGAGGAAUUCGACAUCGUGGAAACAGCGCACUCGGUGGAACUGUACAGCGUCAGACAUGUGCAGUCCGAUAAAGGACCCCGGCGUGCUGCUGGUGGCUCCUCUGCCUCGAAAAGCAAGAAGAAACGGAGACAGACACUACCACUGGGAGGGAACAACGAGGAUCUGCCUGUUACAACGGUAUAGUGGAUUUUUUCUCUGUUGCUGCUUUACAGGGUUCGUUGUCGUUUCCAGAAUGAUCUAUCAUCUAGCACUUGAAGCACCGCGUGCAUCACAAAAUUUGUCAGCUGCAUAGCGUGUAAGUAGUUCCAGCAUGACAAAACACUGCCUCGAAAUAAAAUUCUAUCAGGUGAUGAUCUCGAACCUGGAUCGCUCGCUGAGAAACGAAGAUCUGCUCCAGUUGCUGGAGAAGCAUUACAAAUUCCUCCCGGCGAAGCACUUCGAUUUCCUUCAUUUGCCGAAAGACUUCCAAACGAAACAGAAUCUUGGGUAUUGUUUAUCCUGUGUAAAAACGUACCCACACCAUAGUUGUCAUGCUACUCUGCAUGCUUAAAAUGUUUCUCAUGCGGAGCCCCAUGAGAAGCAUUUUCUAAUGCGGUUUGGAAAUCUGUAAUGCGCCAAUCAGCAUGAGAUACUAGAUCUGUAAUGCUGCUUAGCUAGCUCAAACAGCACUACACUACGCGUCCAAAUUUGUCAUGCGAAACAGCCAAAGCUUAUGGAUUUGUCUAGCGGAUUUCCCAUCUUGACUCUGGUGUGGGGACAUUUUUACUCAGGAUAUUGUUUUCUCAACUUCAAGCAACCAGAGUUCGCGGAGAAGAUGCUUUGUAUGCAGCAGGGGCAUAUGCAUUGCAAAUAUGUCUGGGUCUGGAAGACUGCAACUUGUGAUGCGGGUUCUGGAACAGGCCCAAAAUUUGUAUUGCGUAGUCAGGAAAAGGUGCCCGAUUUUUGUCUCCAGAAGGGGGCAUUUGUCACGCGGAAUAGGCAUGGAGAAGCUGUCACAGAGUUUGUCAUGCUCUGUGUGCAUUCCAGACCUUUUUGUAGAUGUAAAAAAUGCAUGACAAAUGUCUGAUUUCUUCCAGACCCAGACAUAUUGACAUUUGAUAGGGCAGCAGCAUUUCCACCACAGAAACAGCAGCGGUAGUCGCAGUUCUUCUAGUUCCGCUAAUUUCCCCGUGAUGAAUAACAGCAAUUUGAAUUUCGUCGUGAAGAAAGCCGACCGACAGGGAUUUGCGGCGAAUGUCGAACUAUCAAAUGUAAAAAUGUCUGGGUCUGGAAGAGUCAUGCUGUUUUUGCAUGACACAGAAGGGCUGGCAUGGAAGCUCUAGCAUCACAGGUUUCGAAAAGCUUCCGCAAUGCCGAAUCCGCAUGGCAAGUCCCCCAUUUUGGUGACAGAAAGCAGGCAGCUUUUGCUACCUAUGCAUGAGAGCUUUUUCUGUGUUCUGAAAUACGCAUCACAAGUUUGGAAUCUUCCAGAGGACCCAGACAUUUUUACAGUUGAUACGAACCGUGGCUGUUGGAGAAGAAUUGGAAGGGGAAAAGAGUCUCCAAUCCCUUCUUUCGAUAUCGUAAGAAAAAAGUGUUACAGUUACACACAUAGUCUAAGUCUAUGCAGACCAAGCAACAGAGACAAGCUCUGUCAUGCGCAAACUGCUUUUACGCCUCAAUUCAUACGUGUUUUCCCUUAUAGUCUGCGCACCACAGGUUUUCUGUGCCAUGUCGAACAACUUUGUGAUGCAGAGACUCCAGCAACAAAUGUAUAACUGUAACACUUUUUUCCUGUGAUACUCGACCGGUCAUUUUCAGUAGUUCCAACACGACCUCCAGGCGUUCUGGAGCUGGUCCAUCUGAGGGGGCGGUUACUGAUGAUCUUGCGGGGGACGAAAGGAAACCGAGCCAGAGAAGUAGCGGUCAAGGUAGCAAUCAAAGUUCUGGCGGUAGUUGUACUAGAAACGGUUCGGGUCAUUUGAGUAGUUUCUCAGUCGCCCUGGAACUGAAUGCGGAAAACGCGGCCCGGGUGAUGCAGGAGCUACAGCAGUCCCAGUCGGGAAGAUGAUAACGCGGCCCGGAAAGUUGAGAAGUGUACAUGGAUGUUGAGUUGAUUUCAUGAUCGACAACAAUUUUUUUGUAUUCGAAUAUCAAUAUGUAAGAUGUUGAAAAGCUUUGUGCCACCAGCAGCCAUUAGAGACGGCAGGGCACCAUAUGACCACAUUGAUGUGUAGCGAGUAAUUGCAAGCACAAUUCGUAUAUAAUGACCUCCGUUUUUCCUUGAAUGAUAAUGAUUAGAACAAAAAACCGUUUUUACACUUUUUCAAAUCUUCGCUGUUUAAUUUGUCGCAACAUCACUAGCAAAGUGAAAGUCGAAAUUCGAGAAGGGAACCUCAACGCAGAAGCAGAUUUUUUCGUAAUUGACAUGGUAAUUUUGGUUUUUAUCCACAGUAAAACAAAAACUUCUAAAUACAACUAAGUAGCGGACCUCUAGCAACCGUUUCAAAACAAAGCGAAGUAGAGCUCUAUACUAUUGAUUGGUUUGUUUCGUAGGAACAUUUUGCGCAUUCUUGGUUUCAAUAGCUGUACUAAAUUUUAUUGAAUGCGGCCUUUGCUACGGGGGCAUAGAAAUCAUUCUAAACGACCUAUUGCAAAAAUGGGAUAUUAAAAGAGCAUCAGUGUAGCCCCUGCUACUCGGAGGAUAAGAUGAAUAAGCCUUUCGGAAAAAAGGCAACCUCCAAGUCCAAAACCGUUGCAUGAGUACCUAAGAAUUUCCUCCAUCUGCCUGAAUACGCAUCUCUACUGAACUGAACAAAGAGAAUCCGAGGCUUUUUAGUCUGUGUGUGUUUGUUAAUACGGAUACUAGUUGAUGCUGUUGAACACUGGAAUAUUGAAACUACACGAAAAUAAAACUUGAUUGACUCAUGGAUCGGGGACCACAGUAAACAAUCUUGAAAGCGGCCGACGAGCUAUACUUAUAUAUACAGGAUCAAU